AUGCUGUUGCACGCCGCAUUCAUGCGCACCCCCGCACCUAGCGACACCUCCACCGACAGCAUCCGCGUGAACAGCCCCCUGUUACGCGCGAAGCUCAUCGUGCUGCCGCCCCUCGCGCUCACACCACCUGCGGAGUACAGCAUCUCCUUCGUGACGCUGUCGUGUGUGUUGCCCUUCAUGAGCAGCAUCGAACCGUCAAUGAGGCUCACUGUCGAGUGGAAUGCAACCGCGUAG
This is a messenger RNA of Trypanosoma grayi, 234 nucleotides long. RefSeq lists its product as hypothetical. The transcript has a single exon. The record is from RefSeq and is a predicted model, not a curated record. The coding region runs from base 1 to 234 and encodes 77 amino acids. Lineage: Eukaryota; Euglenozoa; Kinetoplastea; Trypanosomatida; Trypanosomatidae.